AUGGGGAUAGCAGAGGAGUUCCGCUUAGCUUUGCAGGAGGACAAUUUAGGCCAUUCCUCAGAACUGACUUUCACCUUGGAACCCAGUGAUGUUGUGGCAGUGGAGGCUCAUCCUCUGAAACUGCAUUGCCAAGUGGAAGGAAUGCAGCCCAUCAGCAAGUCAUGGAGGAAGAAUGGAGUCCUGUUGUCAGAUAGUGAACACAUCUCUCUGCUUGCCAAUGGAUCACUCUACAUCACAAAAUUUCAGAAGCUGAGGGACGACGGGUCCUCUGAUGAGGGUGAAUAUGACUGCACUGCCCAAAACCGCUUAGGGCUACUGGUCAGCCGGAAGGCAAAAGUGCAGGUUGCAACUCUGUCUCCGUUCCAUGUACAGCCCCAAUCGAUGGUUGUGGAGGAGGGCGGUGUUGCCAGGUUUCAGUGUCAGAUUCACGGCUUACCGGAACCACUGAUCAUGUGGCUGAAGAAUAGCAGGCCUCUUGAGCCAAGUGAUGACAGGUUCACCUUUCUGCCCACGGGGGUCCUUCAGAUCACACGAGUGGGAGAAGAAGACAGUGGAAUAUACCAGUGUGUGGCAGCUAACACUGCUGACACAAGACAUAGUGAAGAAGCCAGUCUUACUGUGUCAGGUUCACACUCAAAUGUUUAUAAGGAGCCAACAAUCCUGGUAGGUCCCGAGAACCUCACACUCACUGUGCACCAAACAGCCGUCCUGGAAUGUGUCGCAACCGGGAACCCUCGGCCGAUCGUUUCCUGGAGCCGUCUCGACGGCAGACCGAUUGGUGUGGAGGGAAUCCAAGUGCUGGGCACCGGAAACCUAAUGAUCUCUGACCUGUCCGUGCAGCAUUCUGGGGUGUAUGUGUGCGCAGCGAACAAACCAGGAACACGCGUGAGACGCACUGCGCAGGGAAGGCUGGUGGUCCAAGCUCCUGCGGAAUUUGUGCAGUACCCACAGUCCAUCUCGAGGCCAGUUGGAACCACUGCCAUUUUCAACUGUCUGGCUCAGGGAGAGCCGAUACCACAUCUUACCUGGCUGAAAAACGGGGAAAUCCUAGCACCCAGUGGUCACAUCAAACUGAAAAACAACAACAAUACUCUUACAAUAAAUGGGAUCUCUCCAGAGGAUGAAGCAAUCUACCAGUGCAUUGCUGAAAAUGAUGCUGGAUCAACCCAAGCCAGCGCACGGUUAACAGUGCUGUGGGCAGAGGGCCUUCCUGGGCCUCCUCGAGAAGUAAAAGCUGCAGCUCUGUCUGCGACGACCAUUCAUGUGUCAUGGAGCGAGCCCUCGGAGAAUACACGAGACAUUAUCGGCUAUGUGCUACACAUCAGGAAAACUGCAGAUCCAAUGGAGAUGGAGUACCAGGAGGCUGUUAGCAAAACCACCCUCCAGCAAGUGGUGACUGACCUGCAGCCAUCCACUGGCUACACUUUCUAUAUAAAGGCUUACACAUCACGAGGUGCUAGCAAACCAUCCGAGCCAGCUAUCAGCAGCACGCUGGGCGAAGUUCCAGCUGUACCAGCCCUUUUCAUUAAAGUCUUGAACAGUACAGCAAUCCAGGCUGCUUGGGAAUCUACCAUUAAGCUCGGGCAGCAUGAAGGGUUCAAGCUGUAUUAUCGUAGGAUUCAUGGGGCACACUUCACUGGGCCUGUUCUCCUUCCAAGCAACGUGACAUCGUACAACAUAACUCAGCUGGAUCCAACGAUUGCCUAUGAAGUGAAGCUCCUAGCGUUCAAUCGUCAUGGAGACGGAAAUUCCACGGUCCGCUUCGUGGCUCUGCGAGAUGCUACUGAAAGAUCUAUUCUGAACACUCCAUGUGACUGCCUGAAAGAGGAACACAGUAGCAAAACAUCGACAACUGGCAUCAUCAUUGGAACCCACAUCGGUGUCACCUGCAUUAUCUUCUGCGUUCUAUUCCUGGUUUUUGGAUAUCGUGGAAGGUUGCUAAUGUGUAAAAAUGUUGAGGACCGUCUGGCUACCCCUCAGACUCCAUCCAGGGCUCAAAGAAAUUCACAAGGACUGGUCCUGAAUGGUGGACCGCGGAGAGGUCGAGAAGAGUUCACGCCCAAUAGGAAGAUGGCUGACCUGAAUGAACUGGAAAGACUGUUUCCUGCACCAGUUCCUAAUGAUCAUCAACACAAGGGAAUUACGUCUAAUAAUAUCUCCCCCAUCUCUGAAGAACAGCCCAGUUUGAUCUGCCAGAACUCUGUGUUCCCACUGGACGAGUUUGUUGUGACUCAGGAACAGCACACUACCUUCCAAACCGUUGUACAGUGUUCUUUAGACCACCCUGAAUUAAAUGUUAAUCAGCUCAGCUUCACCGUAGUGAAAGACAGUAGUUCAGUUGCCACAGAGUGA
Carcharodon carcharias (great white shark) is the source of this 2352-nucleotide messenger RNA. It is a transcript of the gene igdcc3, whose product is annotated as immunoglobulin superfamily, DCC subclass, member 3. The record is from RefSeq and is a predicted model, not a curated record. Gene Ontology annotation, molecular function: protein binding. Gene Ontology annotation, cellular component: plasma membrane; axon. Gene Ontology annotation, biological process: axon guidance; cell-cell adhesion. Bases 1 to 2352 code for a protein of 783 amino acids. Lineage: Eukaryota; Metazoa; Chordata; Chondrichthyes; Lamniformes; Lamnidae. The transcript is spliced from 14 exons.